AUGGAAGGAAAGAAUGUGCCAUCUUGGGAUGAGUCGUAUGGACAACUCCCAGCGGGAUAUGGCGCAGAUGAACCGCAGAGAUCACAGUCUCCGCAUGUUGUCGACAAUCCUGGUAGACUACCACGAGGAGUAUAUAAAAAUCGAAAGGACCGGGAGGAAACAGCGCAGACGCGAGGGGUUGGUGCCUGUAUUCGUUGCAGAAUGCAGCGUAUUAGAUGUGUCUUAAAUCCUGACGAUCCACGGGGCGUAUGCAUUACCUGCAUGAAACCUACCAAAUUCAAAGCCUCCAGGCUUCCGUGUCUGCGGUACAAGCUUACCGAGGUGCGGCUUUUUACGGAGAGCAUGGCACCAGGACUUGUAUGGAGCACUAGAUGGCAAGAUUUGCAAUUGAAAGACAUCAAUGUUUGGGCGUCUUCGGAAACAAGAACAAUCAAGCUGACUCAGGAUUAUGUUGCCACGCCACUAACUUUCCAGGUCAGGCAAUUUGUUCCUCUGGAAUCAGACAUGUUAGAUCGAAGAUGGGCUCAUGGGUCUGUCAAGAAGUCGGUGACUCUCCCACCAUACGCAUUUGCAAACAUGAGAGAGGCAUUGGAGAUCUACAAGGACUUCAUUAACCGAGAAGGGACACGGCAUUUAUAUAGCAUACUAGAUCGCAAUGACGGACUAGUCUGGGCGACCUACGGUACAGCUAUCAAAGCUUCUAAUAGUCCAACAGUUACAGAACCCGAGAAAAUACUGUUGAAAAUGAUAGUCCGGCUUUGGGUGGCCUCUCGAAUGACCACCAAAUCAGAGCGAAUCUGUGGGGAUGACAUACUCGAUAUGCCUCAAAAUCUCCUCGACGAAACUCACCCCAUGCAUGGACAGAUACCCAUUCCACCGGUCAUGGGUGCUCAAAUUGAGACUCUGAUAACUCACAACAUCAUGGCCCGACUUAAACCUCGCAUCUUGGAGCAGCUUUACAAUCUCAUCACAGCCAACAAGCCAAGCAAUUGGCUCUCAACAUACCUAUGCACUUUUAUUUUGUUACAUGACUGCUCUCUAAAAGUUGCCAAAAACGCUGUUUAUGCAAGGAAGCAUGGUAUGAAAACUCAAUUUGCAAACAUGGAUGCCAUCUCCGAGAUACAGAUGGGAGCCAACAUUCUGCUAGCUUAUUUCCACUACUCUUGCAAAGGAUACCGGGUCUUUGAAGAUGGAUGGAAAGAGGGGAAAAUGAAAUCGAUGGCCAGUUUGAACGAAGAGCAGGCACAGUUUAUCCAAAAAACAGCGGAUUACGUGAAGAUAAACAAGCAUCACUUCGCUAAGGUAGUCGAUCAAAAGCUGUACGAACACGAGCACUACUUCAUUGCUCAACUAUACGACGAUGACUGGAAGCCAAAACCGACUGUAUAA
Molecule: messenger RNA, 1389 nt
Organism: Hyaloscypha bicolor E
Lineage: Eukaryota; Fungi; Ascomycota; Leotiomycetes; Helotiales; Hyaloscyphaceae
Exons: 6
Coding region: 1-1389 (462 amino acids)
Source: RefSeq, a predicted model, not a curated record